Messenger RNA from Globicephala melas (long-finned pilot whale), 18501 nucleotides. The record is from RefSeq and is a predicted model, not a curated record. Lineage: Eukaryota; Metazoa; Chordata; Mammalia; Artiodactyla; Delphinidae.
UGCAGCUCCCAGAAUGUGUCUGAGUAAACAGGAAGGACAGGGGGCCCCACGCCCUUCAGGGUGAGCGUCCUCCCUGGGUCCUGUGCAUUCUUGCAGGUUCUCCCCCACCUUGCUUUCCAGGACUAGCAGCUUGAACUAACAGUGGAGGUGGGGCCAGGGGCUGUGAGCCCAGAAAGGAGACACAGUGGAGAAGGGGGCAGUGUUUGGAGGGAAGGGGCACGUUGAGGAGCAUCUCCUUAGCCCUAAACUGGAGGAAACUAAAACAUGAGAGUCCAGUUGAGAGAAAAGGAGGAGCACGGGGCCAGCAGGAAAGGCUGUGUUUUCUAAUUAGGAGGAAGGGGAACAGGGCAACGUGUGAGGGGCCGAGUCUCACUCAGCCUCGGGGGGAUCUCCAUCAGCAGCUCCUGUCCAGCAGCACCACGGGCCUGGCCCUGCAGGAGUGUCCUGGGUCAGCGGGAGGGUGUGGGCUAGGCCUGGGCUCAAUGCCCAGGUGGCUGGACAGGGGCUGCCCGGGCCAUAAGCCGAGGGCUGAAAGCGGGAAGAACCUCACGUGUUCAGCCAGGCUCCCCCGCUUCCCCAUUACUGUGUUUGGGGUGAAAACAGACCAAGUAACUAUGGCAACCUGGAACCUAGGGCCCCCAGGAACUAGGCCUCUCCUCCCUCCAGAGGGCAGCCCUGGCUUCUCCGCCAGCACUUCCUGUCCCAAGGUCCCUCCAGCUGUUUCCAGCCUUAUCCAGGCAGUGAGUGCAAGGAGAACAGGGAUUUUGGAGGGAGAGCACCUGAGUUGGAGCCCCUGCUUUGCCUUUUGUUAGUGGGUGUCCUUGGUAGGUAACAAACACUCUGAGCCUUAGUUUCCUCAUCUGUAAAAUGGGGUACUCCUACCUACUUCUCAGGGUUGGUGUGGGGAGGAAAGAUGAUGUGCAGGCUGCCUGGUCCCUAGUGGACACACUUUUCUCUCCUCCCCUGCUCCUUUCUCCCUCCAUUUACAUUGUCCUUUUCUCCUCAGUUCCGCUUUUCUCCCAUCUGGGUCCAUCACUGUUUCAUUGUCCCAUCGCUUUUUCUCUUUCCUGACCCCAGCUCAGGAAAGUGCUUGAAGUACUGGCAUCUCAGACUGGGUGCUCUGGGGUGGGGCAGACAGCUCCUCUGGCUUAGUGGCAAGGGACAGCUGGCACUGUGGUGUGAACCGAGAGUCAGACUCUUGGCCAAGGGCAUGGGUGGUGGGAAGGACCAGGAGAGGUGUGGAGAGUGGGUGUGCUGUGGAGGGGGAAGGCAGGUCAGUCUGCCGCCCUUCAGGCCCACGUGGGUCUCCAGCUGCAGCCCUGUCGAAGGCCACCGCAGCAUGCUGGCCAUUGUCACUCCUGCACCUCCUGUUGGCCCCCUUCUGGCUCAGACCCUCUUUAUCUUUCAGUUCUGCUGCUUUCCUUCCUCAGAGUCUGCCCUUCGUUCCUCUUAUGACCCCUGACCCACUGUCUCUCCCUCUUCUUUUUCUCUAGACUUCUUUCCUGCCUUUCUUUGCCCUCUACCCACCACGAGUCAUCACCUUCUCUUUCAGACCCUUUAUUCUUUGUUCACCUGUUUGUUUCUCCCAGUUCUUGUAUUUUUCCCUUCCUCCCCCUCUGCUUCACUGUCUGCUCCCUUCCUUUUUUCUGGGUCUUCUCAUCUCCUCCUGCUGCGAACCCUGUGUGCACCACCCCGUUUCCAUGGCCCUUUCCACUCCUUUGUCCACAUUCCCUGUCCCCUUCCAUGACUUCCUCUCUUCUCCCCGCCUCAGCCCUCUCCUCCUCCUUCUGCCCCCCCUUCUCCCUUCACCUCCCCACUCCGGUCCUCUGUCCUCUUCCCAGCUGUGGGGCCAGCACUGGAGAGCCUCACAUGUUUGCCUCAUCGUUCUGCUAUGGCUUCUGGAUAUAGCACAUCUGGAUUCCGGGGCCCAGAUGUGUGGUUGCUACAGCGACCUCGGUCCCUCUGGUAAAUAUGGGCGCCCACCCGCCCCAGAGCAGAGAACAAAAUAAUUGUGUGACUUUCUUUUGUCAUGAGAUAGAAAUGUCCUCCCCCCUCCCUUUGCCCUACACCCAUGUCUCCAGGCAAAGGAAGUUUUAAGGGUCCAAACCCUUCCUCCUGUGGCUCUCUUGCCCCCUUUUCAGCCCCGACCUCUUAGUUCUCUCCCAUCUUUAAUCUCAGCCUCAAUCUUUUCUCUCCACAUUCCCCUUCCUCACCAUCUCCCUCCCCCCAGAUCUCAAUAAUGGAGCGUUGCCCGCCCCCUGACUUAUACUUGGCAAUUUCUUCUGAAUCUACAUAAAAACUGGAUGUGGAAAGAAGUUUCAAAAAUCCACAUCACCCACCCUUUCUUCUCAAACAAGUCCAUCGGAAGCCCCUUCAUUUAUUUCUUCCCUAAGUCUUCAGUCUCUCUGGGGCUGUUCUUGUGGGAGGGGAGGAAUACAGGCUUUGAAAUCAGAAAACCUGGGCUGAGGCCCACCUUCACCACCACUAGUGAAGUCCCCAGGACAAGUCCCUUAAUAUCUAAGAGCCUCUGUUUCCUCAGCACAAAGUGGGAUUAAUAACGUGCUGCGGUGUAGGAAGGGCUUUGUAAACGGAAGCCCAGUACAACUGUUUUCUAUCUUCCCGAGUCUGGGACUGCUUCCUUGGAUCGCAGCCCCUGGCCUCUCUUUGCUCCCUCUCCCCAUCCUUCAGGCCCUUGCCCUCAGUUGCCCUUACUCUUCUGUGUCUUCCUUGACUCCUCCUUGGCUUUCCCUUUCCUUCCUUGCUGUGCCUUUUAUGCCUUAUCCUCCUGAGGGUAGGACAGGAACUUGGAGCUUCAUUCAAGGAUGGAGGUCCAGAGCUGAAGACACCUGGACUGAGGAUUCAGAGAACAGCCAGAGCAUGCAGACGGCUCUUGCUAAGACCCCAGCCUUUCUUUCUGCCCAUCGCCUGGGACACCUCAGUGAAGGCAAGCCGUCUCUGACCACUGGACUUCCCUGCCUUUGCCCUGGGGCUCCCUGCCAGACACUCUUGCCACACCCUCCUCUCCCAGUCAUUUCACAGCUCAGUAUUGACAGGCAUUUAUUUAUUUAUUUUAGUUAUAAAAUUUUUGGCUGCGUUGUGUCUUCGUUGCUGCGCGCGGGCUUUCUCUAGUUGUGGAGAGCGCGGGCUACUCUUCGUUGCGGUGGGUGAGCUUCUCACUGCGGUGGCUUCUCUUGUGGUGGAGCGCGGGCUUCAGUAGUUGUGGCGCACGGGCUUAGUCGCUCCGCAGCAUGCGGGAUCUUCCUGGACCAGGGCUCGAACCUGUGUCCCCUGCAAUGGCAGGCGGAUUCUUAACCACUGUGCCACCAGGGAAGCCCUUGACAGGCGUUUAUGAAGCACCUGCUCUAUGCGAGGCCCAGUGCUUUUCUGAUAAAAUGCAAACAUAUAUAAGACAUAAGCUCCUCCAAGAGCCUGAAAUCCAGGGCGUGGAUGACAUUUUGGGUAAUGAUUAUCUCAGAACCUGGAAUUAUGUCUGUCAGGCCUCCAGUGGCUUCUUCUAAUGCCCUGUGAGCUUGUGAAUGUCUGGAGUCCCGCACCCUUCUCUGACUCUGGCAUCCCGUCUCCCCUCAGAAGUGGACUUCCAAAACACCCCAGGGCCAUCCUUUCAGCUCUUGCUUCUUUCUCUCCAGGGUCUUCUGGUCACUGUCUGGGCCAAGUAUACCUGUGGUGACCAUACUUCCUAAAUAAUAAAACCAAGGGACUUCUCUGGCGGUCCAGUGGUUAAGACUCCAUGCUCCCACUGCAGGGGGUGUGGGUUCGAUCCCGGGUUGGGGAACUAGUAUCCCACAUGCCAUGUGGUGUGGCCAAAAAAAUAAAUAAAAUAAAAAUUUAAAAGUAAACAAAAAAUAAAUAAAACAAAGACAGGGUAUAGGACCAAAAAGAAAAAAAAAAAAGGAUAUGACCAUUAGAAUUACUAGAAUCUGUGGUAUCAGAGAAUAUCUGUUCUCUGCAGUCUGCUCUCUCCACAUAAUGCUGUUUCAGACCCUCCUUCGUCCUUUCAUCUCCUCUCCCCCAACCCCUGCCUGGAGAUCUGAGGGAAGCUGUUACCUAUUCCAGGCUCUGGGGGCUUCGGGCCAAGGCAGAGGAAGGAGGCUGAGCCCAGCUCUAUCCAAGAAGCUGAUUUCAUCCUCCCCAUCAAAGCCACUAAAAAAAAACCAGCCACACACACACCCAGACACACGGACACACGGGGACACCCACGCGAGGGAACAUGCAAGCCUUCGCCCUCAGCCAGUGGGAGUUCACAGGGCAUAGGGCACAGCCAGGUGCUGGGCCAGCGCACCCUGACCCAGGAUCACCACACCCACGACCCUGGGGACCUGACCAGGGUACGGACACCUGUGCCCCAACACAAGCGGCAGAAUCGGGCACACACAGCCUCCUGCCCGUCCCUUUCACCCAUGACCUGUGACUUGACCAAGCUACUCCUCAAUGGUGAGGAUUGUAGCUGGGUGGCAAGAACUUUAUCCUCCGUGUGAAGCCUGGGAUGGGGUCUCCCUCAGCCUGGAUAUUUCUCAUCUGGCCAAAGUCUCCUUUUCAGCCCCUUGUCAGAGUGGCAAAGCACAUGGGGAAAUGAGACCAGAGAAGCAGCCCAGCAGCCUGAUGUGGUCUCCUAUGUCCUGGUCUUCAGCCAAGCCCUUGUCCAGCCAGUGCCCAAGCCUCAUCCGUCAUUUCUCCAGGAAUUUGCUGAGACUCCCUCCUUCUCACUGUCGCAGCCCAGAUCGACGGUCGGGUGGCGGCUCGGUGAGCCCCUGCUGCAGGGAACAAGCAAAGGGACAUCCAGGAGCCCAGGGCUGCCAAGGGGCGCCCACCCACCCUGCCCCGAGAACCCCCUUCCCAAGGUCGGGGACAGAGCAGGUGCAGAGACACCGCAGCCGCUUGUUACUCAGCCUCCUGAAUGAUGCCAGCCCAAGGUUCCCUAACCUCCAGCCUGGCCCUCCUGGUGCUGCUGGGCACAGUCAGAGCAGGGCCUUUCUCUUCACGGUCCAAUGUGACACUCCCAGCCCCACGGCCUCCUCCCCAUCCAGGAGGCCGCACAGAACAGCCAGGAGUGGGAGGCCCUUCUUCUCAGCUUUAUGAGCACACCGUGGAAGGAGGGGAGAAGCAGGUGGUGUUCACCCACCGCAUUAACCUGCCCAAUUCAGGUAGCUGUGGCUGUCCCCCAGGCACUGAGCCCCCCGUCCCUGCUUCAGAGGUGCAGGCCCUGAGGGUCCGGCUGGAGAUCCUGGAGGAGCUGGUGAAGGGGCUCAAGGAACAGUGCACUGGGGGAUGUUGUCCUGCUGCUGCCCAGGCUGGCACAGGCCAGACGGACGUGCGGAGCCUCUGCAGUCUCCAUGGCGUGUUUGACCUGAGCCGCUGUGCCUGCUCCUGCGAGCCAGGCUGGGGUGGGCCCACCUGCUCAGACCCCACAGAUGCCGCGGCGCCCCCCUCCUCUCCCCCCUCAGCUUCCCGGUCCUGCCCAGAUGACUGCAAUGAUCAGGGUCGCUGCGUCCGUGGUCGCUGCGUGUGCUUCCCUGGCUACACCGGCCCCAGCUGUAGCUGGCCCUCCUGCCCGGGGGACUGCCACGGCCGCGGGCGCUGCGUGCAGGGCGUGUGCGUGUGCCGCGCGGGCUUCUCCGGGGCCGACUGCAGCCUGCGCUCCUGCCCUCGGGGCUGCAGCCAGAGGGGACGCUGCGAGAACGGGCGCUGCGUGUGCAACCCGGGCUACACUGGCGAGGACUGUGGGGUGAGGAGCUGCCCCCGAGGUUGCAGCCAGAAGGGGCGCUGCGAGGACGGGCGCUGCGUCUGUGACCCUGGCUACGCUGGCGAGGACUGCGGCUCUCGGAGCUGCCCGUGGGACUGUGGUGAGGGCGGGCGCUGUGUGGACGGCCGCUGCGUGUGCUGGCCCGGGUACGCGGGCGAGGACUGCAGCACGCGGACCUGCCCCCGCGACUGUCGGGGCCGAGGGCGCUGCGAGGAGGGCGAAUGCAUCUGCGACCCAGGCUACAGCGGGGACGAUUGCGGAGUGCGCAGCUGCCCGGGCGACUGCAACCAAAGGGGCCGCUGCGAGGACGGCCGCUGCGUGUGCUGGCCUGGGUACUCGGGGCCCGACUGCGGCGCCCGCGCUUGCCCGCGCGACUGUCGGGGCCACGGGCGCUGCGAGAACGGCGUGUGCGUGUGCAACGCGGGCUACAGCGGCGAGGACUGCGGCGUGCGCAGCUGUCCCGGGGACUGUCGCGGCCGGGGUCGUUGCGAGAGCGGCCGCUGCGUGUGUUGGCCCGGGUACACAGGCCGGGACUGUGGCACGCGCGCCUGCCCCGGCGACUGUCGCGGGCGCUGCGUGGACGGCCGCUGCGUGUGUAACCCGGGCUUCACAGGCGAGGACUGCGGGAGCCGACGGUGUCCCGGGGACUGCCGUGGUCGCGGCCGCUGCGAGGAUGGCGUGUGCUUGUGCGACGUGGGCUACGAGGGCGAAGACUGCGGCGUGCGCAGCUGCCCCAGGGGUUGCCAAGGUCGCGGCCAGUGUCUGGAGGGGCGAUGCGUGUGCGACGACGGCUACGAGGGUGAAGACUGCGGCGUGAGACGGUGCACGCGCGACUGCAGCCAGCGCGGCGUGUGCCAGGAUGGUGUGUGCGCCUGUUGGGAGGGCUACACGGGCGAGGACUGCAGCCUCCGUACCUGCCCCUCCAACUGUCACCGGCGCGGCCGCUGUGAGGACGGGCGUUGCGUGUGCGACUCUGGCUACACCGGCCCCUACUGCGCCACCCGAACCUGCCCGGCGGACUGCUGGGGCCGUGGACGUUGUGUGCAGGGCGUGUGCGUGUGCCACGCGGGCUAUAGCGGCGAGGACUGCGGGCAGGAAGGGCCUCCCGCCAGCGCCUGCCUUGGGGGCUGCGGGCCUCGGGAACUGUGCCGCGCAGGCCAGUGUGUAUGCGUCGAGGGCUUCCGAGGCCCCGACUGCGCCAUCCAGACGUGCCCCGGGGACUGCCGCGGUCGGGGAGAGUGUCGUGAGGGCAGCUGCGUCUGCCAAGAUGGCUAUGCAGGGGAGGACUGCGGGGAAGAGGUGCCAGCCGUUGAGGGCCUGAGGAUGCACCUCCUGGAGGAGACGAUGGUUCGGACAGAGUGGACCCGGGCUCCUGGCAAUGUGGAUGCCUACGAAAUUCAGUUCAUCCCCACGACAGAGGGGCCGAGCCCCCCAUUCACAGCACGGGUACCCAGCUCUGCCUCAGCCUAUGACCAGAGAGGACUGGCCCCCGGUCAGGAGUACCAGGUCACUGUCCGUGCCCUUCGAGGGACUAGCUGGGGCCCUCCUGCCUCCAAGACCAUCACCACCAUGAUCGAUGGCCCCCAGGACCUCCGAGUGGUGGCUGUGACGCCAACCACGCUGGAGCUCAACUGGCUGCGCCCCCAGGCCGAGGUGGACCAGUUCGUGGUGUCCUACGUCAGUGCCGGCAACCAGAGGGUGCGGCUAGAAGUGCCCUCUGAGGCAGACGGGACGCUGCUGACCGGCCUCAUGCCAGGCGUAGAAUACGUGGUGACCGUCACUGCCGAGCGGGGCCGGGCAGUAAGCUACCCGGCUUCUGUCAGGGCCAACACAGCACCAGGCCACUACAGUCACCCGGAGGCGCACGCCCCAGCCCCGUCCCCCAGGCCCCGGCCCCGGCCGGUCCCGGCCCCGCGGCCCCCGCGGCCCCCGCGCCCACCAGUCCCCCCUCGGCCCUCGCGGCCGGCGGAGGAGGGGGAGGCGGAGUCUCGGCCCGGGCCGAACCUACCCCAGCCCCCUCGGCGGGCGUGGGGCAACCUGACGGACGAGCUGGGCCGCUUCCGCGGCACCGCGCAGGACCUGGAGCGCCACCUGCGGGCUCACGGCUACCCACUGCGGGCCAACCAGACCUACACGUCGGUGGCGCGCCACAUCCACGAAUACCUGCAGCGGCGUCGCCUGGCGGCGGCCAUCCCCACCAGCUCCCCCGCACCCCCGGCCCGUCGCUCCCACCCCACCUCCAGCCCCGACUCGGGCACCUGGAAGCGGGACUCCAACCAGGGCACCUACGGCCUCUCGCCCGAAGGCGUCGACCGGGUGGCUGCUCCCCGCCACCCCAAGCCCGAGGUGCUGGGCAGUUCCGCCGACGGCGCACUACUCGUGUCCCUCGACGGGCUCCGCGGCUACUUCGAGCGCGUGGUGCUGCGCUGGCGGCCCCAGCCGCCCGCAGAGGGCCCCGGCGGGGAGCUGACCGUGCCGGGCACCACGCGCACCGUCAGUCUGCCAGAUCUCAAGCCCGGUACCACCUACCACGUGGAGGUCCACGGGGUGCGGGCAGGGCAGACCUCCAAGUCCUACGCCUUCAUCACAACCACAGGGUCCUCCCCCUCAGACCUCCUGGGGGCCACUGAUGAGCCUCCUCCCUCAGGCCCUUCAACGACUCAAGGGGCUCAGGCCCCUGUCCUGCAGCAGCGACCCCAGGAGCUGGCAGAGUUGAGGGUGCUGGGCAGAGACAAGACAGGGCACCUCCGCGUGGCCUGGACUGCCCAGCCUGACACCUUUGCCCACUUCCAGCUGCGCCUACGGGUGCCCGAAGGGCCUGGGGCACAUGAGGAACUACUGCCAGGGGAUGCCCGUCAGGCUCUGCUGCCCUCACCCCCUCCUGGAUCCCCCUAUGAGCUGUCACUUCGUGGGGUGCCCUCCGGGGGCGAGCCCUCUGCUCCUCUCAUCUACCAAGGCAUUAUGGACAGGGAUGGGGAGAAGCCUGGGCAGCCCUUGGCCCCACCACACCUGGGCAAGCUGAUGGUGACGGACAUGACUUCCAACUCCCUGCUUCUGCACUGGACGGUCCCUGAGGGCGAGUUUGACUCCUUCGUGAUCCAAUACAAAGACAGGGACAGGCCCCAGGUGGUGCCUGUAGAGGGACCCCAGCGCUCAGCCCUCAUCUCCAACCUGGACAUCGGCCGCAAGUACAAAUUCGUCCUGUACGGGCUCGUGGGCAAGAAGAGGCAUGGCCCCCUGGUGGCUGAAGCCAAGAUCUUGCCUCAGACGGAUUCCAGCUCAGUGAGUCCACCUCGCCUGGGAAAGCUGUGGGUGACAGAUCCCACCCCAGAUUCGCUGCACCUCUCCUGGACUGUCCCUGAGGGCCAGUUUGACUCCUUCGUGGUCCAGUACAGGGACAGGGACGGACGGCCCCAGGUGGUGCCCGUGGAAGCCCCCGAGCGCUCGGUCAUUGUCUCCCCGCUGGACCCUGACCACAAGUACAGAUUCACUCUGUUUGGGAUUGUCGACAAGAAGCGGCACGGCCCCCUCACGGCCGAUGGUACCACUGCCCCAGAGAAGAGAGAGGAGCCCCGCCACCCAGAGUCCCCUGAGCAGCCCCUGCUGGGGGAGCUGACAGUGACCGGCAGCGCCCCAGACUCCCUGCGCCUGUCCUGGACGGUGGCCCGGGGCGCUUUUGACUCCUUCAUGGUCCAGUACAAGGAUGCGCAGGGGCGGGCCCAGGCAGUGCCCAUCAGGGGGCAUGAGAAUGAGGUCACCAUCCCCGGCCUGGAGUCUGACCGGAAGUAUAAGAUGAACCUCUACGGGCUUCAUGGCAGGCAGCGCGUGGGGCCUGUGUCCGUGGUGGCCACCACAGCCCCGCAGGAAGGCAUGGACGAGACCCCCAGCCCCACAGAGCCCAGCACAGAGGCACCAGAGCCCCCCGAGGAGCCCCUCCUGGGGGAGCUGACGGUGAUAGGAUCCUCCCCGGACUCGCUGAGCCUCUCCUGGACCGUCCCCCAGGGCCACUUCGACUCUUUCACCGUCCAGUACAGAGACAGGGAUGGGCAGCCCAAGGUGAUGAGGGUGCCUGGGCACCAGGACGGGGUCACCAUCUCGGGCCUGGAGCCAGACCACAAGUACAAGAUGAACCUGUACGGCUUCCAUGACAGCCAGCGUGUGGGCCCCGUCUCUGUCAUCGGGGUGACAACUGCAGAGGAAGACACCCCCAGCCCCACAGAACCCAGCACAGAGGCCUCGGAGGCCCCCGAGGAGCCCCUCCUGGGGGAGCUGACGGUGACAGGAUCCUCCCCGGACUCGCUGAGCCUCUCCUGGACCGUCCCCCAGGGCCACUUCGACUCCUUCACCAUCCAGUACAAGGGCCGGGACGGGCCCCAGGUGGUGCGUGUCGGGGGCGAGGAGAGUGAGGUGACCGCUGGGGGCCUGGAGCCCGGGCGCAAGUACAAGAUGCACCUGUACGGCCUGCACGGGGGGCGGCGUGUGGGCCCCGUGUCCACCGUGGGCGUGACCGCUCCACAACCAGAAGAGACUCCCGCAGCCACCGAGCCCCCCCGGGAGCCACGCCUCGGGGAGCUGACAGUGACAGAUGUGACCCCCAGCUCCGUGGGCCUUGCAUGGACAGUCCCUGAGGGCCAGUUUGACUCCUUCGUGGUCCAGUACAAGGACAGGGACGGGCAGCCCCAGGCGGUGCCUGUGGCCGCAGACCAACGAGAGGCCACUGUCCCCGGCCUGGAGCCUGCACGCAAAUACAAGAUGAACUUGUACGGGCUACAUGGUGGGCAGCGCGUGGGCCCCCUCUCUGUGGUAGCCAUGACUGCUCCGCUCUCUCCAGCCCCGGGCACAGAGCGCCCCCUUGAGCCACGUCUGCGGGAGCUGACAGUGACGGACGUGACCCCGGACUCCGUGGGCCUCUCCUGGACAGUCCCCGAGGGUGAAUUUGACUCCUUCGUGGUCCAGUACAAGGACAGGGACAGGCAGCCCCAGGCGGUGCCUGUGGCUGCAGACCAGCGUGAGGUCACCAUCGCCGACCUGGAGCCCGACAGGAAGUACAAGUUCCUGCUCUUUGGGAUCCAGGACGGGAAACGCCACAGCCCAGUCUCUGUGGAGGCAAAGACAGUUGCUCGAGGUGACACCAGCCCAGGAGCCCCACCCCGCCUCGGGGAGCUGUGGGUGACAGACCCCACCCCAGACUCACUGCGCCUCUCCUGGACAGUCCCCGAGGGCCACUUUGACUCCUUUGUGGUCCAGUUCAAGGACAGGGACGGGCCCCGGGUGGUGCCUGCAGAGGGCCACGAGCGCUCAGUCACCAUCGGCCCUCUGGACGCCAGCCGCAAGUACAGAUUCCUCCUCUACGGCCUCCUGGGCAAGAGGCGCCGUGGCCCCCUCACCGCCGAGGGCACCACAGAGACCCGGAGAGCUGUGGACGAGGCUGGAACAAAACCACGUCUGGGGGAGGAGCUGCAGGUGACCAGCGUGACAUCAGACUCCGUGGGCCUCUCGUGGACGGUCCCUGAGGGCCAGUUUGACUCCUUUGUGGUCCAGUAUAAGGACAGAGAUGGGCAACCCCAGGUGGUGCCCGUGGAGGGCAGCCUCAGGGAGGUCAGUGUCUCAGGCCUGGACCCUGCCCGCAGGUACAAGCUGCUGCUCUACGGGCUAUACAAGGGCAAGCGUGUGGGUCCCAUCUCCACCGUCGCCAUGACCGCCCCCAGGGAAGAAGUCGAAGCUGAGACUGAGGCCCCCAGCCCUCCAGCAUCUGAGCCCCGUCUCGGGGAGGUGACUGUGGAGGAGGGCACCCCACACACCCUGCAUCUCUCCUGGACCGUGACUGAGGGAGAAUUUGACUCCUUUGAGGUCCAGUACACAGACGAGGAGGGGAAGCUCCAAGUAGUCCAUUUAGGGGGCAACCAGAAUAUCAUCACCCUCUCUGGCCUGGAAUCCGACCACAGAUACCUGGUGAGCCUGUACGGUCUCCACGAUGGGCAGCGUGUGGGUCCUGUGCACGUCGAGGCCCUGACAGCCCCAAAUGAGGAAGAGAAUGAACCUUCAGAAUCUCCCUCUACCACCCCUGAGCCUCACGUCACGCCUCGCCUGGGGGAGCUGGCAGUGACAGACGCCACCCCCGAAUCCCUGAGCCUCUCCUGGACCAUCCCCGAGGGCCAGUUUGACCACUUCCUGAUCCAGUACAAGAACGGGGACGGACAGCCCAAGGCUGUGAGGGUGCCAGGGUACGAGGACGAGGUUACCAUCUCGGGCCUGGAGCCAGACCACAAGUACAAGAUGAACCUGUACGGCUUCCAUGACAGCCAGCGCAUGGGCCCCGUCUCUGUCAUCGGGGUGACAACUGCAGAGGAAGACACCCCCAGCUCCACAGAACCCAGCACAGAGGCCUCGGAGGCCCCCGAGGAGCCCCUCCUGGGGGAGCUGACGGUGACAGGAUCCUCCCCGGACUCGCUGAGCCUCUCCUGGACCGUCCCCCAGGGCCACUUCGACUCCUUCACCAUCCAGUACAAGGGCCGGGACGGGCCCCAGGUGGUGCGUGUCGGGGGCGAGGAGAGUGAGGUGACCGCUGGGGGCCUGGAGCCCGGGCGCAAGUACAAGAUGCACCUGUACGGCCUGCACGGGGGGCGGCGUGUGGGCCCCGUGUCCACCGUGGGCGUGACCGCCCCUAAAGAGGAGCCCCCUGCCAGCCCCCCUUUGAAGCCACAGCUGGGAGAACUGACUGUGACGGACGCCACCCCUGACUCCCUGAGCCUCUUCUGGAACGUCCCCGAGGGCCAGUUUGACCACUUCCUGGUCCAGUACAAGAACGGGGAUGGGCAGCCCAAGGCGGUGAGGGUGCCGGGGCACCAGGACGGGGUCACCAUCUCGGGCCUGGAGCCAGACCACAAGUACAAGAUGAACCUGUACGGCUUCCACAGCGGCCAGCGCGUGGGCCCCGUCUCCACUGUCGGUUUAACUGACUCAGAAAAAGACCAAGAAAUGACCGCAGCCCCAACAGACCUGCCCACCACAGCCCCCAAGCCUCCCAUCAAGCCGCACCUGGGGGAGCUGACAGUGACAGGCGCCACCCCCGAAUCCCUGAGCCUCUCCUGGACCAUCCCCGAGGGCCAGUUUGACCACUUCCUGAUCCAGUACAAGAAUGGGGACGGGCAGCCCAAGGUAGUGAGGGUGCCAGGGCACCAGGACGGGGUCACCAUCUCGGGCCUGGAGCCAGACCACAAGUACAAGAUGAACCUGUACGGCUUCCAUGACAGCCAGCGCAUGGGCCCCGUCUCUGUCAUCGGGGUGACAACUGCAGAGGAAGACACCCCCAGCCCCACAGAACCCAGCACAGAGGCCUCGGAGGCCCCCGAGGAGCCCCUCCUGGGGGAGCUGACGGUGACAGGAUCCUCCCCGGACUCGCUGAGCCUCUCCUGGACCGUCCCCCAGGGCCACUUCGACUCCUUCACCAUCCAGUACAAGGGCCGGGACGGGCCCCAGGUGGUGCGUGUCGGGGGCGAGGAGAGUGAGGUGACCGCUGGGGGCCUGGAGCCCGGGCGCAAGUACAAGAUGCACCUGUACGGCCUGCACGGGGGGCGGCGUGUGGGCCCCGUGUCCACCGUGGGCGUGACCGCCCUCCAGGAGGUUGUGGAGGAGACCCCCAGCCCCACAGAACCCAGCACAGAGGCCCCGGAGCCCCCCAAAGAGCCUCUCCUGGGGGAACUGACGGUGACAGGAUCCUCCCCGGACUCGCUGAGCCUCUCCUGGACCGUCCCCCAGGGCCGCUUCAACUCCUUCACCGUCCAGUACAAGGAUAAGGAUGGGCGGCCCCAGGUGGUGCGUGUCGGUGGCGAAGAGAGUGAGGUGACCAUUGAGGGCCUGGAGCCCGGGAGCAGGUACAAGAUGCACCUGUAUGGCCUGCACGGGGGGCGGCGUGUGGGCCCCGUGUCCACCGUGGGCAUGACUGAUCCAGACAACAAAGCCAUGACCACACAAGCCCCAUCCACUGCGCCCCCCGAGCCGCCCGUCAAGCCACACCUGGGGGAGCUGACAGUGACAGGCGCCACCCCCGAAUCCCUGAGCCUCUCCUGGACCAUCCCCGAGGGCCAGUUUGACCACUUCCUGAUCCAGUACAAGAAUGGGGACGGGCAGCCCAAGGUAGUGAGGGUGCCAGGGCACCAGGACGGGGUCACCAUCUCGGGCCUGGAGCCAGACCACAAGUACAAGAUGAACCUGUACGGCUUCCAUGACAGCCAGCGCAUGGGCCCCGUCUCUGUCAUCGGGGUGACAACUGCAGAGGAAGACACCCCCAGCCCCACAGAACCCAGCACAGAGGCCUCGGAGGCCCCCGAGGAGCCCCUCCUGGGGGAGCUGACGGUGACAGGAUCCUCCCCGGACUCGCUGAGCCUCUCCUGGACCGUCCCCCAGGGCCACUUCGACUCCUUCACCAUCCAGUACAAGGGCCGGGACGGGCCCCAGGUGGUGCGUGUCGGGGGCGAGGAGAGUGAGGUGACCGCUGGGGGCCUGGAGCCCGGGCGCAAGUACAAGAUGCACCUGUACGGCCUGCACGGGGGGCGGCGUGUGGGCCCCGUGUCCACCGUGGGCGUGACCGCCCUCCAGGAGGUUGUGGAGGAGACCCCCAGCCCCACAGAACCCAGCACAGAGGCCCCGGAGCCCCCCAAAGAGCCUCUCCUGGGGGAACUGACGGUGACAGGAUCCUCCCCGGACUCGCUGAGCCUCUCCUGGACCGUCCCCCAGGGCCACUUCGACUCCUUCACCGUCCAGUACAAGGAUAAGGAUGGGCGGCCCCAGGUGGUGCGUGUCGGUGGCGAAGAGAGUGAGGUGACCAUUGAGGGCCUGGAGCCCGGGAGCAGGUACAAGAUGCACCUGUAUGGCCUGCACGGGGGGCGGCGUGUGGGCCCCGUGUCCACCGUGGGCAUGACUGAUCCAGACAACAAAGCCAUGACCACACAAGCCCCAUCCACUGCGCCCCCCGAGCCGCCCGUCAAGCCACACCUGGGGGAGCUGACAGUGACAGGCGCCACCCCCGAAUCCCUGAGCCUCUCCUGGACCAUCCCCGAGGGCCAGUUUGACCACUUCCUGAUCCAGUACAAGAAUGGGGACGGGCAGCCCAAGGUAGUGAGGGUGCCAGGGCACCAGGACGGGGUCACCAUCUCGGGCCUGGAGCCAGACCACAAGUACAAGAUGAACCUGUACGGCUUCCAUGACAGCCAGCGCAUGGGCCCCGUCUCUGUCAUCGGGGUGACAACUGCAGAGGAAGACACCCCCAGCCCCACAGAACCCAGCACAGAGGCCUCGGAGGCCCCCGAGGAGCCCCUCCUGGGGGAGCUGACGGUGACAGGAUCCUCCCCGGACUCGCUGAGCCUCUCCUGGACCGUCCCCCAGGGCCACUUCGACUCCUUCACCAUCCAGUACAAGGGCCGGGACGGGCCCCAGGUGGUGCGUGUCGGGGGCGAGGAGAGUGAGGUGACCGCUGGGGGCCUGGAGCCCGGGCGCAAGUACAAGAUGCACCUGUACGGCCUGCACGGGGGGCGGCGUGUGGGCCCCGUGUCCACCGUGGGCGUGACCGCCUCCCUGAACACAGAGCCCCCCGUGGCACCCCGCCUGGGGGAGCUGGCUGUGGCAGCCGUGACCUCAGACACAGUGCACCUGUCCUGGACAGUGGACCAGGGCCCCUUCAACUCCUUCCUGGUCCGAUACAAGGAUGUGCAGGGGCAGCCCCAGGCAGUGCCCGUGGGUGGCCACCUCCGAGAGGUCUCGGUUUCGGGUCUGGCCCCGGGCCACAAGUACAAGUUCCUACUCUUCGGACUCCAGGAUGAGAAACAACACGGUCCCGUCUCUGCAGACGCAAAGACCCUCCCAGACACUAAACCUUCUCUCCGCCUGGGGGAGCUGACAGUGACGGACGUGACCCCAGACUCCAUGGGCCUCUCCUGGACAGUCCCCGAGGGCGAAUUUAACUCCUUCGUGCUUCAGUACAAGGACAGGGACGGGCAGCCCCACGUGGUGCCUGUGGCCUCAGACCAGCGCGAGAUCACCAUCCCCGGCCUGGAGCCCAAUAGCAAAUACAAGUUUCUGCUCUAUGGGCUGGGAGGCAGGAAACGACUGGGCCCCAUCUCUGCUGAAGGCAGCACGGCUCCCCUGAAGAAGGAGCGGCAGCGCCCACCCCGCCUGGGGGAGCUGACAGUGACAGAUGAGACCUCGGAUUCUCUGCGCCUCUUGUGGACAGUGGCCCAGGGCCCCUUUGACUCCUUUGUGGUCCAGUACAGGGACACAGAUGGGCAGCCCUCGGCGGUGCCUGUGGCCGCAGACCAGAGGGAGGUCACCAUAGAGGGCCUGGAGCCUGGCAGGAAAUACAAGUUUCUGCUCUAUGGGCUCCUCAGAGGACAGCACCUGGGCCCCGUCUCUGUCCUGGGAAUGACAGCCCCAGAAGAGGACAUGCCCGCACCCUCGCACCUGGCCACGGAGGCCCCCGAGCCCUCUGAAGGGCCCCGCCUAGGGGCACUGGCAGUGAAGGACGUGUCCCCAGACUCCCUGCGCCUCUCAUGGAGCGUGGCCCAGGGCCCCUUUGACUCCUUCGUGGUCCAGUAUCAGAGCACAGGUGGGGAGCCCCAGGCCUUGCUCGUGGGUGGCGACCAGAACAAGGUCCUCGUGUCAGGCCUGGAGCCCAGCACCUCCUACAAGUUCUUCCUCUACGGCUUGCGUGAAGGGAAGCGCCUGGGGCCCGUCUCAGCCGAGGGCACCACAGGACCAGCUCCUGCUGGGCAGACCCCCGGAGAGCCAGGGCCCCGCCUGUCCCACCUGUCGGUGACUGAUGUCACCACCAAUUCGCUGCGGCUCAGCUGGGAGGCCCCACCCGAGGCCUUUGACUCCUUCCUGCUCCGCUUUGGGGUCCCGUCACUGAGCACCCUGGAGCUGCAUCCACGUCCCCCGCUGCAGCGGGAGCUGACGGUGCCAGGGACACGGCGCUCGGCCAUGCUCUGGGACCUGAGUCCAGGGACCCUGUACACCCUUACGCUGUAUGGGCUGCGCGGGCCUCACAAGGCCGACGGCAUCCAGGGCACAGCCCGGACCCUCAGCCCAGCUCUGGAGCGCCCCCGUGACCUCCAGUUCAGCGAGAUCGGGGAGACGUCAGCCAAGGUCAGCUGGAUGCCCCCGCCGUCCAGAGUGGACAGCUUCAAAGUCUCCUACCAGCUGGCAGAUGGAGGGGAGCCACAGAGUGUCCAGGUGGAUGGCCGAGCCCGGACCCAGAAACUCGAGGGGCUCGUCCCAGGCGCUCGCUACGACGUGACCGUGGUCUCCGUCCGUGGCUUUGAGGAGAGUGAGCCUCUCACAGGCUUCCUUACCACAGUUCCUGACGGCCCCACCCAGCUGCGUGCACUGAACUUGACGGAAGGAUCCGCCCUGCUGCUCUGGCAGCCCCCCCAGGCCCCGGUGGAUACCUAUGACAUCAAGGUCACAGCCCCAGGAGCCCCCUCGCUACAGGACUCAGCCCCUGGCAACGCCGUGGACUACCCCCUGCAAGGCCUUGUGCUCCACACCAACUACACGGCGACCCUGCAUGGCCUUCGGGGCCCCAACCUCACCUCCCCAGCCAGCAUCACCUUCACCACAGGGUUGGAGGCCCCCCAGGACUUGGAGGCCAAGGAGGUGACCCCCCGCACAGCCCUGCUCACUUGGACUGCACCCGAAGUCCCCCCAACUGGCUACCUGCUCAGCUUCAACACCCCUGGUGGACAGACCCAGGAGAUCCUGCUCCCAGGAGGGGUCACCUCUCACCAGCUUCACGGCCUCUUUCCCUCCACCCUCUAUAGCGCGUGGCUCCGGGCCAUGUGGGACCGCAGCUUCACUCCCCCCGUGUCCACUUCCUUCACCACUGGUGGACUUCGGAUCCCCUUCCCCCGGGACUGUGGGGAGGAGAUGCAGAACGGGGUCAGCACCUCAAGGACCACCACCAUCUUCCUCAACGGCAACCGCGAGCGGCCCCUGAACGUCUUUUGUGACAUGGAGACCGAUGGGGGUGGCUGGCUGGUGUUCCAGCGCCGCAUGGAUGGAAAAACUGACUUCUGGAGAGACUGGGAGGACUAUGCCCGUGGCUUUGGGAACAUCUCCGAGGAGUUCUGGCUGGGCAACGACGCCCUGCACAGCCUGACCAAAGCCGGCGACUACUCCUUGCGUGUGGACCUGCGGGAUGGGGACGAGGCCGUGUUUGCCCAGUACGACUCCUUCCAAGUAGACUCGGCCGAUGAGUACUACCGCCUCCACCUGGAAGGCUACCACGGCACUGCAGGGGACUCCAUGAGCUACCACAGCGGCAGUGUCUUCUCUGCCCGUGACCGAGACCCCAACAACUUGCUCAUCUCCUGUGCCGUCUCUUACCGAGGGGCCUGGUGGUAUAAGAACUGCCACUAUGCCAACCUCAACGGGCUCUACGGGAGCACAGUGGACCACCAGGGAGUGAGCUGGUACUACUGGAAAGGCUUUGACUUCUCUGUGCCCUUCACGGAAAUGAAGCUGAGACCAAGAAGCUACCGGCCCCCGGGCAGGGGAGGCUGAGCCGCUGCUCACCCCUCCAGCGCCCUACUAUGACUGCCGAGCACUGAGGGGUUGCGCUCAGAGAAGAGCCGAGGGCCACCUUCACCAUCCAGCCACCGGAGGAAGCCUUCUCCACCCGCGAUCUCACAGCACCAUGUUUACAGGGGGGAGGGAAGGGGUUUGUACGGGAGCAAUAAAAGGAGAAA